This is a messenger RNA of Papaver somniferum (opium poppy), 1827 nucleotides long. RefSeq lists its product as uncharacterized. Lineage: Eukaryota; Viridiplantae; Streptophyta; Magnoliopsida; Ranunculales; Papaveraceae. The coding region runs from base 1 to 1827 and encodes 608 amino acids. The record is from RefSeq and is a predicted model, not a curated record. The transcript has 4 exons.
AUGCCAAGAGAUCAAGAUGCUCAACUUUCUCUACCAAAUUCCAAUCUGGUGAUUCAAGAUACCAUCAUGUCUCUAGCUGAAGUAGUACAUGAAACUCAAGUUGAUGAUGUUAUUGAUCAUGAUAGUACCAAAGGUAAAGCUAAGGUAUUAGCUCAAAGUUCCGAGAAUGUGACUCAAAAAGGAGUAGCUAAUAAUUUCCAGAUGGGCCCAUUUGUUAAUCGAUCCUCUGCUUUGAAGAUUUUUGAUGUUGGGCAUGUCCAACAGAGCUCUCCUCUUCUGAACAACGAGAUUCCAAUCAUAUUUAAACAAGUUACAACCCAGAAUGUCACAGUUCAAAAAUUCAACUAUAAUGUGCCUGUUGAUGAUACUCCAAGCAACGGUGGUGUCCGCAAUGAUUCCCUUCAUGAGGCUGCUUCUCUGAAUCUAGGUAAACUCAAAUCCUUCUCCCCUAUUAUUGAUCCCACUAAUACUGCUAUAAAUUCCAAUCCUUUUCCUGUUAAUAAUAUGAAUGUGCUUGGAUGGAAUAUUAGAGGAUUGGGUAAGAAAACAACUAGUAAGGAACUUAACUUGUUGUGUAGAAACAUUAACCCUAAUAUUAUCUUUCUAUCGGAAACCAAGAUGAAUAAAGACUUGGCUGCUAGAAGAAUAAAAAUUUUUGGAUUCCCUUGCACUUUUAAUGUCCCAAGUAUUAGUAGAAGUGGUGGUCUUGUCCUUGCUUGUAAUAAGGAAAUUCAACUCAAUAUUCUAUCUUCUAGUUUGAGGGGCAUUUAUGUUACUACUACUGAUACUAUCCACUUCAAAGUGUGUCACUUACAUUUCAUAUAUGGUGAACCUAAUAGCAGUCUUAGAAAAUCUUUUUGGGAAGAUCAAUGUCAGUUACCUAAACCACCUUUAGACGAACCUGUUUUCUUUAUAUGUGACUUUAAUGCUCUGCUAGGUACUAAGGAUAAAAAUGGUGGCUUAGAAGUUGAUGAUUCUGACUUUCUCAAUCUCAGAAAUUUUUGUGAUACUUUUGAUUUGCAUGAUCCUGGUUUCUCUGGCCCUAGAUUUACUUGGUCUAAUAUGCAACAAGGUCCUGAUCUUAUUCUUGAACGUCUUGAUAGGUGUCUAAUUAAUCUCAUUGCUGAAACUUUGUUCCCUAAACUGUGUGUUAAUAAUUUGUCCAGAGAUUCUUCUGAUCAUUGUCCUACGCAUAUUGGUUUUAACUACGAUGAUGUUUGCAUGCCUAGGCCUUUUCAUCUCAUGGCUAUGUGGGUAGAGGAUCCCAUUUGUAGAGAUAUUAUUGCCAACUCUUGGAGGGAACUUGGUGAUACCCAAACCAUAGCUCCUAUAGAUUGUAAAGUCAUCUCUAGACUCAAAGCUAGAUUGGAAUAUCUCUACAAUUUGGAAGAACUCUAUUGGAAAGAUAAAUCCAGAGAGGUUUGGCUCAUGGAAGGUGAUAUAAAUUCACCAUAUUUUCAUAGAGUCACCCUUUUCAGGAGAAAUAAAAAUGAUAUUAGUUGGAUUAAAAAUGCUGCUGGUACUAUUCUAACUGAUAGACAUAGCAUUAACACAUCUUUUAUUGACCAUUUCAAAACUUUGUACUCUUCAAACCCCCAACAAUUCCAGGAUGAAAUCCUUCUUGAUCUUCCUGUUAAAUUUUUUGAGAAUGAUAAUUCUUAUAUAAACUCUCCCCUCACUGCGGAGGAGAUUAAAAAUGUUGUUUUCCAAAUGGGUGGUGAAAAAGCCCCUGGCCUUGAUGGUUUUACUGAUCUGUUCUAUCAAAAAUAUUGGGAUAUUGUGGGAGAAGCUGUUGUUGAUAUGACUCAAACUUGCUUCAAAACUUAA